Molecule: messenger RNA, 669 nt
Organism: Nematocida major
Lineage: Eukaryota; Fungi; Microsporidia
Exons: 1
Coding region: 1-669 (222 amino acids)
Source: RefSeq, a predicted model, not a curated record
AUGAUGCAGAAAGAAGAGAUGAUAAUCAAGGAAGAAGUGGCCGAGCCCAUCCUGCUGCUUUCUGAAGAGAAUAAGCCCGAGGAAAAAGAGGCCAACAGCACAGACGAGGCGCCGCUUGCAAAUGAAGAGCAGAAAGACGAGGCGCCUGCAGAGAUCUCUGCAGAGUCUUUGGAAAAUAUCAAAUAUGUAGAAAGCGGCACCUUCGAAGUCAAUCUUAUAAAAGAGGACGACUGCGAAGCAGCACACGCAGACAUAGACGAGGAAUACGAGGAUGCAUGCUACACGAUACACGACGACUGCGUAGAGUCCGAGCAUGUGCAGACCGUCGAGAAGGCAGAGCCAGAAGUAAAUAGAAUAGAGGCCCAGAGUUCUUCCGUGUCGGUGGUAAGCCUCAGAAAGGACCCAAUAUAUGUCACCUCUGAGUACAUGGAGGGAUUGUCUUUGGUGCAGAAGAACAUUAUCAAAAUGGAGAUGGAGAUAUCUCGGCAGGAGAGCGCAGCCAAGCAGCAGUGGGUCCCAAAGAGAGAGAUCUUGAAGGAGGACUUUAUGUACGUUCCUGUGAAGGGAGGCCUUUGGGUCAAGUCCGAGGGAGCUCAGCAGCCUAGGAAGAAAGUGAGUUUUUUCAGAAAGUUAUUUGCGUGCAUGAACCCGCUUCACAAGGGCGCAUAG